Molecule: messenger RNA, 1486 nt
Organism: Leptinotarsa decemlineata (Colorado potato beetle)
Lineage: Eukaryota; Metazoa; Arthropoda; Insecta; Coleoptera; Chrysomelidae
Product: spondin-1
Biological process (GO): cell adhesion
Cellular component (GO): extracellular matrix
Molecular function (GO): serine-type endopeptidase inhibitor activity; growth factor activity
Source: RefSeq, a predicted model, not a curated record
UUAUGGAAAGCACCUCAGAAAGGAAAUGGUUGCAUAAAAUUCAAGGCAACCGUUGUGGAAUCUGUCGACACCUGGUUCAGCGAAGAAGGAAAGUUGUCGAGGGUUUUGUGUGAAGAAUCUCCAGAUAGUGACGACACUCAACCAAAAAUUCUCAAGCAUUGCUGCACCUGUGAUGAGGCAAAAUAUGAGGUUAUUUUUGAGGGUUUAUGGUCAAGAAACACCCAUCCAAGAGAUUUCCCUGCGAACGGAUGACUAACAAGGUUUAGUGAUAUCAUAGGAGCGUCUCAUACAGUAAAUUAUACAUUCUGGAGCUAUGGUGAUAUAGCUAGUGAAGGUUUGAGACAGCUUGCAGAACAUGGAAAUACCAGAAUGCUUGAAAGCGAGUUAAAAGCUAAGAGUGAUCACAUUCGCACCAUCAUCAAAGCCAGAGGUAUCAGUUUCCCAAACAUCACUGGAAAAACUUUUGCUGUAUUCAGGGUGGAUAACAAACAUCAUCUGAUGUCAAUGGUGUCGAUGAUCGAUCCUUCCCCAGACUGGAUUGUUGGAGUAUCCAGUCUUGAACUUUGUCUUCGAAACUGCACAUGGAUGGAAUCAAAAGUUCUCAACUUGUAUCCAUAUGAUGUUGGCACAGAUGAUGGAAUCACAUAUUUGUCUCCAAAUCAACCAUCCUCUCCCAGACAACCCAUUAGAAGGCUCAGAACCAACGUUCCCGAUGACCCAAGGUCCCCCUUCUACGACAUAAGUGGCAACCCGUUGAAACCCUUCGCACGCCUAACACUAACAAGACAGAGACUCUACGAGAAAACCUGUGACCCUGCUCUGAAGGAAGACUCAGACGAUGAUGCCAAUUGUGAGACAGAUGAUUGGUCUGCGUGGUCAGCCUGCUCAGUUUCCUGUGGAAGAGGGGUUAAAUACAAACAGAGGAGAUACAAACACGAAGAAAGUAAGUACAACUGUAAUAAAAAACUUACAGAGAGGGCAACCUGUGAGGCUUUGAGGAAGUACUGCCCGUAUCAGCGUACCAGAGUUGUGGAGGACCCCCUGUGCGAAUUGGGACCGUGGUCGGAGUGGUCCAGUUGUAGCGUUACCUGUGGCAAGGGCGUGCAAACUAGAGACAGGAAGUACAAGAACAGAUUCGCUGCUAAGAAAUGUACAGCGGGAAAGGUGGAUACCCCAAUUCUUCAACAGAACUUGGAAUGUUUGGGUGAAGGAAAAUGUGAAGAUUACGAAGAAAGGAUUGAUGGAGAUUGUCCAGAAAAUCCAUGGAGUGACUGGUCACCGUGCUCUGUAACCUGCGGAAAAGGUUUCAAAGAGAGAUAUCGACUGUCUCUAGAUUUCACUGCGAAAAAGACGAAAUACUGGCCGCUGAAUACAAAUUAUAGAAGUAGCUCCUCAGAAAAUGAAUUUGAUGAAGACGAUCCCUGCAGUAGUUCAAAAGAAACUGUAGAAUGCUUCGAGACGGACUGUCUGGAUGGAAUUCGUAAUG